Australozyma saopauloensis is the source of this 1434-nucleotide messenger RNA. RefSeq lists its product as uncharacterized. Gene Ontology annotation, biological process: transmembrane transport. Bases 1 to 1434 code for a protein of 477 amino acids. Gene Ontology annotation, cellular component: membrane. The record is from RefSeq and is a predicted model, not a curated record. Lineage: Eukaryota; Fungi; Ascomycota; Pichiomycetes; Serinales; Metschnikowiaceae. The transcript has a single exon. Gene Ontology annotation, molecular function: transmembrane transporter activity.
AUGAUUCAAAGCGAUCGUUCUUCAUCGGAGUCUCGAGAAGCAUCCAUAAAGGAGACCAGCGACCCUAGUAUGACUUGUCAGCCAGCAAAAGAGGCUACAGAUAUCGAGAAGGAGCCUGUUCUGAAUAAAUCUCCAGGGAUUGCAGACAUCCCCGACGGAGGCUAUGGUUGGUUCAUUGUGCUAUCUUCCUUUCUCUUUAAUUUUGCGACUUGGGGUGCUAACUCAGGAUUUGCCGUAUAUUUAUCACAUUACUUGAACGAACAGACAUUUCCAGGUGCCGAUAAAUACGAUUACGCUCUCAUAGGAGGUCUCACAUUUGGCGGUGGGCUCUUGUUCUCUCCGUUUAUUAAUUGGCUUCAGGGCAAAAUUGGAGCUCGGCCCACCGCCGGUGCGGGUGUUGUGUUUCAGUUUGCAAGUCUUCUCUUGGCCUCUUUUGUGACGAAAUUGUGGCAAUUGUAUUUAACGCAAGGCUUGCUCCAAGCAUUUGGAUUAGCCUUCAUGACGAUUCCUGCCCUUCUGAUUCUUCCUCAAUGGUUCAAGCAUAAAAGAGCCUUUGCUGUGGCCAUAGCUGCUGCAGGCUCUGGCUGCGGAGGUGUCGUAUUUAACUUGGCUAUGCAAAAAGUGAUGCAAGUACGUUCAGUACACUGGGCUCUCCGAGUUCAAGCAAUACUCUGUGUUGUAUCAAGUACAUGUGCCACACUUUUACUUCGUACUAGAAUGGAGGUCAAGUACACCAUAUGGGAUGCAUCUGUCGUGAAAAGUGGUGCGUUUUUGUUAUGCAUACUAUAUUUGAUUUUUUGUAUGUUCGGAUAUGUCAUUGUUUUGUAUACAAUGGCCAAUGUGACCACUUCCAUGGGCUACUCGCCAUAUCAAGGCUCUAUUGCCUCUGCAAUGAUCCAGGUCGGCUCUGUAUUCGGUAGACCCAUUGUGGGCAAAGCUUCAGACCGAUUCGGCCCUGUUACCGUUGCUUCAGUUGCAUAUUUCCUCUCUGGUGUGUUUGUGUUUGCCAUGUGGAUUCCCGCAAAGAAUUACGCUACUAUCAUUGCGUUCUGUCUCAUUAUGGGCGCUAUAAUGGGUACGAUCUUCGCAACUUUCCCAUCCAUUAAUACAAAGCUCUAUGGCCUACAUAGGGCUUCAGUGGGUCUUUCUUUGUCAUGGCCGUUCAUGGCAGGUGCGGGAAUUGCUUCGCCCGUCAUCGGUCUCACAUUGAAGACAGGAAACAAUGGUUUUGUGGGCUCUGGCCAGUAUACUGAUUGCGCUAUUUUCGCUGGCGCCUCUUUUAUGGCAUGUACAUGCAUGUUAUUGUUGAUAAGAGGAUAUAUUAUCUUCAGAAAUGAGGUCUCUGAUACAGACACUGAUGAAGGCCAUCUUCACAUAAAAGUGCCAAUCUGGGAGCCAUUCAGAUAUGCCCUUGCCAUACGCGACAAAGUAUGA